Molecule: messenger RNA, 1242 nt
Organism: Symbiodinium natans
Lineage: Eukaryota; Dinophyceae; Suessiales; Symbiodiniaceae
Source: the annotation of a GenBank genome assembly
AUGGCACCCCUGGAGCCGGCGAUCUGGGCCGAUCUUCUCGAGGAGAUUGAAGAUUGCGAUGUGCAAUGUGCCAGAACACAGCGCAAAGAGUGGCUCAAGUCCGCGGUGGAUAAGGUUUUCGUGUCCGACUUCAUUACCGCCGCCCUGUGCCUGGGCAUGCUGGACACAGUGGUUUGGAUCCGGUCGGACUUGCCUGGGAUUGGCAGAUACAAUGGUCCACCUCCCGGACGGUACAAGGCGCGGGUUGAGUGGAAUCUCUGGACUGCAGACGGGGAAGUCGUCUUCGAGGAGCUCUGUCUGCGCCAGUUGGAAGUUCUGGAAGUCUUCCCAGCGACCGAGCUGACCGGCAUCAUGGAACAUGAGGAACUGGACUCAUGUACAGAGGUCGAGGACGGAGCUGCUGAGAAAGAGCUGCUUCUCUACCGCGACUUUACCCUGACAGUCGGCACGUUGUUUCAGGCCCUUAGCAGACUUCAACGUGGUAUUUGGACCGCAGACUCCAUGCUCCGGGGGCCACACAGAGCUUGGAUUCUGGACGUGGACCUAGACACCUUCUCUACCUACGACCCGGCACUUCGCUUGCUGCAGGAAGCAAAUUUCAGCCAGAGCUUCGUGGACACUGCAUCCAGCUUGUUGAACACCAACUCUGCUUGCUCUCAGCCGAUAGACGAUUCCGAGGGCACGAAGAGGCUCAUUGGAUGUGGGUGCCUCUCUUCACGCCUUGACGAGGUAGAGGACUACCGUGCCGCCUUGCUCCAGAAUCUCAGUCACCUGCCUGCGACUCUCCGGGCUGCACCUCACCAUCAUCGACUGCAGCUAUUUCUCGAAGGACUCGAUGGCUGCGAGGUGGACCCAUCUGCGGCCCAGUUGCUUGCAAACCUUUCCGUGGAGGAAGCUGAGCGUUGGCGCUGGGUCCUUGAAACGGCGCUGCAGGAAGGCCUCGACGAUGACUUGGCCAAAUCGAUGCUGGAGGGGGCGAUGGGUGUGCACCACGUGAGUCGCUGGGAGGCGACGCGCCAUCUAGAGGCUUUCAAUGGCCUUCUGCGCCACUUUGCGCUGGUGCAGCCACCUGAGGCCGUGACCAUUUCACGAUCGAGGUCGCCACGUUUCAACAGGUACCUUCCAGAGAGUCUCUGGCCGGCAGUCGAGCACGAGGUGAUGGCGGCCUUGACGCAGCUGGAGGGGGACAAAAGGGCGCAUGCUCGCAGCAUCCUCACAUGCUCCCGAGCAUUGCGUUCUUGA